This is a messenger RNA of Oldenlandia corymbosa var. corymbosa, 2121 nucleotides long. The record is from the annotation of a GenBank genome assembly. Lineage: Eukaryota; Viridiplantae; Streptophyta; Magnoliopsida; Gentianales; Rubiaceae.
UAGAGACCAAGAUUUUUCCCAACAACCUUCUCCUAAAUAUUUUUCUUUAUAUCAUUCUCUAUAUAUUACUCUAGUCCAUCUCUCACUUCUCUCAUUCACAACAAAUUCACUGAAUUCUUCACUGCCAAAACCAAAAAAACGGCAGAAGAUUUCUUCUCAUUUCUUUACUCCCUCAACUGCACCAAUUCAUCAUUCACCGAUCAAUUUUUAACAACAAUUUUGUCCUGACAAAAUGGAUGCCCUGCUGCUUGCCGCCAUAAUUGUGGGCACAUCGACGUACCUUUUAUGGUUUCAUCUUUUAGCUCGGAAGCUCACCGGCCCAAAAGUCUGCCCACUUUUCGGCAGUCUCCCAUUUCUUUACCUGAACCGGAGAAGAAUACACGAUUGGAUAGCCGGAAACCUCCUGUCCACCGGGGAAGCUGCCACGUACCAAACAACCACAAUCGCCAUCCCAUUUCUAGCACGUAAACAAGGCUUCUAUACCGUCACAUGUCACCCGAAAAACAUCGAGCACAUCCUCCGAACCCGGUUCGAUAACUACCCGAAAGGGCCCACGUGGCAGACCGCCUUCCAUGAUCUCUUGGGACAGGGAAUCUUCAACAGCGACGGUGACACGUGGCUGAUACAGAGGAAGACCGCGGCACUGGAGUUCACGACCCGGACACUUCGCCAGGCGAUGAACCGGUGGGUGAACCGGACCAUCCGAACCCGGUUAUGGGUCAUCUUGGAGAAAUCCUCAAGAGACCACGUCGCGGUUGACUUGCAAGACUUGUUACUACGUUUGACGUUCGACAACAUUUGCGGGCUUACCUUCGGGAAAGAUCCAGAAACUCUUUCACCGGAAUUACCGGAGAACCCAUUUGCCCUUUCAUUUGAUUCUGCAACGGAAGCCACUCUACAGAGGCUGCUUUACCCGGGUUUUCUAUGGAGAAUAAAGAAGCUAUUCAAUUUCGGAGCUGAAAUGAGGCUGAAGAAAAGCCUUGAAGUCGUGGAGAAUUACAUGACGGAAGCUUUGGACGCAAGAAAAGAAUCUCCUUCGGAUGAUCUCUUAUCCCGCUUCAUGAAGAAACGUGAUGCGGACGGAAACUUCUUCCCCAGUUCAGUCCUCAAGCGCAUCGCGCUCAACUUCGUGUUAGCCGGACGGGAUACUUCCUCCGUCGCGCUGAGCUGGUUCUUCUGGCUCGUCAUGAAUAACCCCCGGGUCGAACAGAAGAUCAUAACCGAAUUAACCACCGUCCUACGAGAAACCCGGGGGGAUGAUGAUAAGAAAUGGACGGAAGAGCCCUUGGUUUUUGACGAAGCCGAUCGUUUGGUUUAUCUCAAGGCUGCAUUGGCUGAGACUCUCCGGCUUUAUCCUUCUGUCCCGGAGGAUUUCAAGUACGUGGUGUCCGACGACGUUUUGCCGGACGGUACUCGGGUUCCGGCGGGUUCGACGGUGACGUAUUCGAUUUAUUCGAUGGGGAGGAUGAAGAGCAUUUGGGGGGAUGAUUGCAUGGAGUUUAAACCGGAGAGAUGGCUCUCGCCCGGAGGUGACCGGUUCGAGCAGCCCAAGGAUGCGUAUAAGUUUGUGGCGUUUAAUGGGGGACCCAGAACUUGUUUGGGAAAGGAUUUGGCUUACCUUCAGAUGAAGUCUGUGGCUUCUGCCGUACUUCUUCGCUACCGGCUAUCCCUGGUUCCCGGUCACCUGGUUCAACAAAAGAUGUCUUUGACCUUGUUCAUGAAGAAUGGACUCAAGGUUCAUUUGACUCCACGUCAGCUUUCGCCUCCAGCUGCUCCCAUGGUUGCCAUGUCAGCAUGAUGAAGUAAUGGAAAAUAAAAAGGAAAAAGAAAAUGGGAAUUUUGAAAGAGAAAGCAUGGGAUUUUUCUUAAAGAAUUUAAAGUGAAGGGUUUAUAUGCCAUAUGUGAUUGAAUUUGUUUUACACAUAUAAAAGUUGUAAUUGUGUUUGGAUAUUUAUCGAAUUGUUGUCAAGAUUUGAGAAUUGUUAUUAUCCUACUUAAAUGUAAACAGAUAUAUAUAUAUAUAUAUAUUGUCAUUUAUGUAUCAAAAACAAAUACAUACAUGCAUCGAUCUCUAGUCCGUGCGGACGAUAAUGCCUUAAUAUAUCCUGACGGUUUUCUGCG